AUGGAGCAGCAAGAGCAACAACAAGUACAAGCGCCAGUCCAGAGCCAAGCGAUGGACCAGCAGCAACCCCAACAAGCAGCUGUCCAGCAACAGCAGGAACAGGCCCCCCAACAAGCGCCAGUCCAGCAGAAAGAAGAACGUGAAGAGGUGUCACAACCACCACCAGCCUAUCAACCUCCAACCAAGAUGGAACAGCCACAGCCACAACCAGUCCCCGGCGUGGUGCCUCUCACCCAGCUCGGCGGCGGACCCCAGUGGAUCGACUGCCCCUUCUGCCAAAGACGGACCCAGACACGGGUCGAAAAAGACGGAGGAGGCACACAGGUUCUCGUCGGUUUCCUCUGCUGCCUUGUAUGCGUAUGUCUUGCGUGCGUCCCCUGCCUGGCCGGAUGGUUCGAGGAGUGGAACUAUUAUUGCACGGGGUGCGGACAACGGGUGGCAUGCAAGAAGGAUGACCAUCUUCAGGUGUUUGGCCCGACGACAAUCGUUCCAUCCAAGUAUGCGAGUGGGGGCCCUCAUGGCUCUGAGCCUGGUGCGAAGGCAAACGAAGGUACACAAGGGCAAAAGCCAUAG
Sordaria macrospora k-hell is the source of this 573-nucleotide messenger RNA. RefSeq lists its product as uncharacterized. NCBI's taxonomy places the organism in Eukaryota, Fungi, Ascomycota, Sordariomycetes, Sordariales, Sordariaceae. The record is from RefSeq and is a predicted model, not a curated record. Gene Ontology annotation, molecular function: zinc ion binding.